CCAGCUAUGGUCUCCGCUCCUAUUGAAGAUUUAAUAAAGAACACUUAGAAUUCUCAAAUUUCAAAAAAUUCAAAAUCUUGAACCCUAAUUCCCUUAUUCCUUCCCCAAACGUAAUAAUACCCAGGUAAGGGCUCUUUCCUUUUCCUUUUCCUUUCCUUUUCCGAUUUGUUCCCUUAUUGAACAUGAAAGAUGGUGGCUUGGAGAAUAAAAAGGAACUAGAAAAUUCAAAAAAACAAUCGAAUUCUUCCAAAUUUCGUAGCAAAAGUGAUGAUUUCGCCCUUUCAAUUGCCAAGGUUGCCGUUGCACAAGUGUGCGAAAGCAUAGGUUUUCAGAGUUUCCAACACUCUGCUUUAGAAACAUUGUCCGACGUUGCUGCUCGAUACAUUUAUACCCUAGGAAAAACUGCGAAUUUUAAUGCUAAUUUGGCAGGGAGACUGGAAUCGAAUGUCUUCGAUGUCAUCCAAGGGUUGGAAGAGUUAGAAUCGGGUUUAGGGUUUGCCGGUGCAUCCGAUGUUAAUCGAUGUCUUGCUAAUUCGGGGGUUGUUAGGGAUAUCGUUCACUUUGUUGGUGAUGCGGUGGAUGUCCCGUUCGCUUAUGAUAUUCCACGGUUUCCGGUUGUUAAAGAUCGGAAGGGAAUGGGGAGUUUUUGGGAAAAAGGAGAAGAGCCUCAUGGGGAGCAUAUACCUAGUUGGUUGCCGGCCUUUCCUGAUCCCGAGACUUAUGCUACUCAAUCGACUGUAGGGAAUGGAACGAUGAGUGGCUCCAAUGGAGUGAAGACUGGGUUAGUGAGGGUUGAAUGGAAGGUAGAGAGGCCGUUGUUGAACUUUCAGCAGCAGUUUGCUCGUAAUGGGAAUGUAGGAGAUUCUUCAUGUGGUGGUGGAGAUUCUACUAAAGCGAAGGAGGCUUCUAAUAGCAAUCCUUAUCUUGCUGCACCUCUGCAUUUUGGGGAAAAAGAAGUGGAUGUAUCACCUGUUGUUCUUCCAACUAAGCUUUCAAAUGAAGUGGCUUCGAGAGAUCCGAUUCCAGAAAAUCGUUUCUUGGGAAAUCAAGUCUCAGUGCUAGAGACAUUUGCUACUGCUAUUGAAGCAAUGAAGAGUGGGAUAUGUGAAUAUGACGGCAGCAGACAGAAAAAUGUUCUUUAUAACCAGAGGCCCACGGUUCAUUUUAAGAUUGGAAUAGGGAAGAAGUCCUUAAACAGUGCACCAUAUUUCAUUUCCAAGAACAAGGAUCUCCAGAAGAUUGCAUACUGGUUUGAAAAUGGCAACGAGAAAGAUGACAGGAAAAGAAGAGCAGAGAUUUUUUCGAAAGAAUCUAUGGAAUGUUCUCACGAAUCAGUAAAGAACGAAUGAAGUGACUGGUUGGUCGGUUAUUAAAGUGAUAAUGCCGAGUCCAUCGAUAACUUUACUACAAAGUUUUGUCCUUCAAAGAUUCAAAAGAUUUGCCCACCAUAUCGUCAGCAGAACAGAUCAAUGCUCUCUAUGCAAGAAAGUAGUGAAGAUGAAUCAAAGAAGAAGAUAUAAUAGCGGGUGCUUUUCAAGCCAAGAACAAAGAAUAGUGGUUGCAUACAUCACAUGGUUGAAUCCAAUAUUGAUCCUUACUCUUCUACAUUAUUGGAGACCUAGUCUCUAUAAUGGUGAUUACUGGAUCAGACUGGGUGGGUGAUGUAUUAUGUUGUAGCAGAGUACGAGGACAAGGAUUUUUGUUUAGGCUUUAAAUGUUAGAAUAUUAUGUUAAAAUUAGCUAAAUGAUUGCUGUUGGGUUUGUAAUGGUCAGCAACCAAUGCAUGGAGUACAAGUGAAAAAUAUCUUAAGUUUCUCAAACAUAAUUAUCUGCUCUUAUCUCGUUUCUCCUCUUUCUCUCUUAAUUCCAUCGUCGUCAUCGUCUUUUAUUUAAUGUUUGUGAUGAUAUACGAGAAUGGGAGAAACAAGGGACAAGGAGGAAGUAGAAGUGGAACCCCCUCACUCUAUCACUACUGAUGACUGGAAGCUGGAUGACGAAUGGGAUGAUUUAGAACACAUGUUCAUCAUUGAGGCUGCUCUAAGAGAGUGCUUCUACCAACUCUAGUCGAGAGUAAGGCACCAUGCUGUAUAGCUUGAAGCCAAAAAGGAGGUUAAAUCUAGAGAAGAUUA
This is a messenger RNA of Hibiscus syriacus, 2129 nucleotides long. Its product is annotated as transcription initiation factor TFIID subunit 8-like. The transcript is spliced from 3 exons. Gene Ontology annotation, molecular function: protein heterodimerization activity. Lineage: Eukaryota; Viridiplantae; Streptophyta; Magnoliopsida; Malvales; Malvaceae. Bases 183 to 1349 code for a protein of 388 amino acids. The record is from RefSeq and is a predicted model, not a curated record. Gene Ontology annotation, cellular component: transcription factor TFIID complex.